CGCGAGGUGCCAGUCGAGUAGAGUCCGCCCGACCGCGAGGACUCUACCCCGCCGUUUCCCUUACGAUAACAUCUCCGCGAUAUCAAAUUGUUGUGCCAAAGGUGACAAUCAUAAAUGACAUCACAAAGGUUAACUAUUAUUUAGCGCAAGAACUUUCCGGUUUCAGUAGCAGACGAGCGACGGGAGAGGCCGCAAAAUGCUCCGUUUCCUUCUGUUGGUUGCCUUCGUGGCAGCAGCGGCCUCGCAGUCUGCUCCGGACCCUGGAUUCACACCAUCGGAAGAGGUAUCGCCGACGGUCCUAGGCGAGGUGGAGGCGCGCGACGGUGGCACUGACCUGGAGUUCCGGUACCACGACCACGAGCAGCUCACGCGCUACCUGCGCGCGGUAUCAGCACGCUACCCCGCCCUCACGGCUCUCUACUCCAUUGGCAAAUCCGUACAAGGACGCGAAUUAUGGGUGAUGGUGGUAUCAGCGUCUCCGUACGAGCACAUGCUGGGCAAGCCCGACGUUAAGUACGUGGCUAACAUACAUGGCAACGAAGCCGUCGGUCGGGAACUGCUACUACACCUCAUUCAGCACUUGGUCAGCUCCUACGACAGCGACCCCUACAUCAAAUGGUUGUUAGACAACACCAGGAUCCACCUAAUGCCGUCCAUGAACCCCGACGGUUUCGCCAUCUCUAAAGAGGGACAAUGCGACACCAUUCACGGCAGACACAACGCCCGUCGGUACGACCUGAACCGCAACUUCCCGGAUUACUUCAAGGCUAACACGAAGCAGCCGCAACCCGAGACGGAGGCGGUCAAGGAAUGGAUCUCCAAGAUCCAGUUCACGCUGUCGGGAUCCCUGCAUGGCGGCGCUCUCGUCGCCUCUUAUCCGUUCGACAACACGCCCAGUGCCAGACUAUGCAGAUCGUCAGUCCUGUGCUCAGUGUUCCAAAGCUACGCGCACUCGCCGUCGAUCGCUCCGGACGACGACGUGUUCCGCCACCUGUCGCUGGUGUACUCCAACAACCACGCCAAGAUGUCGCGAGGGGUCUCCUGCAAGUCGGGCUCGCCGCGCUUCGAGCACGGGAUCACUAACGGUGCCGCAUGGUACCCCCUUACAGGUGGAAUGCAGGACUACAACUAUUUGUGGCACGGAUGCAUGGAAGUCACAUUGGAAAUUUCCUGCUGCAAGUAUCCCCCGGCGCAUGAGCUGCCCAAGUAUUGGCAAGAUAACAAAGAGUCAAUGAUCAAGUACCUGGCCGAGGCGCACCGCGGCGCGCACGGGUUCGUGAUGGACGAGAACGGCAACCCGCUGGAGCGCGCCUCCGUGCGCGUCAAGUCGCGCGACGUCGCCUACCACACCACGCGCUACGGCGAGUUCUGGCGCAUCCUGCUGCCCGGCACCUACCGCCUCGAGGUCACUGCCGAAGGCUACUUGCCACAAGAAGUAGAAUUUAUCGUCAUCGAUAGCCACCCAACUCUACUUAAUGUAACUUUACAUUCGGCUAAGGGGUACGUGCCGAGCCUGCCCGCCAGAAAGCCGAGCCGCGGCUCCAGCAGGAGGGUCACCACCACCUCCUCAACUACCACUACCACUUCUACUACAGCCCCCGUCGGUGCCGACGGAGCAUGGAAAUUCCCUGAAGACUAAACCACUCGCAUCGACGGCGGGCCGUACUACCGGCCGCUGGCGCCGACGCGGCCGCACGCGCCGCCGCCGCCUGGCAUCUUCGCCUCAUUAUCUAAUUCUUUUAACAGUUUCGUUUCUAAUAUCUUUGGCUGAGCCAAGAAGCUCAACCAGAACGCGCAGAUAUGCGGUGCUAUGUGUUAACAGCCUAACCAACCCGGUUAUAGACAUUUGCCUAGUUAGUGGUUUAGUUGACAGACCAAUAAAGCCUGUAAUAUGUCAGUAUUUUCAAAUGAGAAGUAGGGUUCAAAGAACAUUAUUUUAAACUGUUGGCCAACGAAUCUCGGUGAAUGAAUCUCUAUGUAGUUCGAUCUAUUCUAAUUUCUUCAUACUACUUGGUUAUUAAGUUUGUUACUCAUUAUUAGCAAACAUUGUUUUUAUAUAUAAGAACUAUGUAGUAGCCUAACGAUUAGUUUUUAGACUAUUUUGGCAAUACCUAUAAUUAAUAUCUAAAUAUAAAUGGUCUCAUAAUACUAAAUAUUUCUUUAUCAAGAGUUCAGAUUUCAAAGAGAUUAUUCGAAAUAGUUUGAAACAGCGUAUGAUUAAUAUUAUUGUAAAUAUAGGUUAAUUUAUUAUAGUAAUUUAGUAAAAGUGUUAAGUUUAAUUUAUUUUAUUAUUUACAUGACAAAAUAAAAUUAUAAAGCAAAUAAA
Cydia amplana is the source of this 2326-nucleotide messenger RNA. Its product is annotated as carboxypeptidase M. The transcript has 13 exons. Gene Ontology annotation, biological process: protein processing; peptide metabolic process. Lineage: Eukaryota; Metazoa; Arthropoda; Insecta; Lepidoptera; Tortricidae. The coding region runs from base 197 to 1639 and encodes 480 amino acids. The record is from RefSeq and is a predicted model, not a curated record. Gene Ontology annotation, molecular function: metallocarboxypeptidase activity; zinc ion binding.